AUGGUAAUGACGUGUUUGUGUGCAAGCAGCGUAUUAAUGGCAAAUGGUUUUUCAGCGUUUCACAUAAAAAUGAUGUCUCUUCUUAUUAUAGUGGUUUCUCAGUUCUUUUUCUACUGCUUGAUUGGUGAACAAUUUUCUACGAUGAACAAACAACUUGGGGAUUGCGUCUAUUUUAAGCUAGUAAAAUGCAAGGAUCCAAAAUUAGCACGAGUCGGUCUUUUAAUAAUUCUGAGAACACAAAAACCGUUACAAUUAACUACGAUGGGCAUCACCAAGUACACAGCUUCGCUGUUCACAUUUACAGUCACGAUGAGGUCUGCUUAUGCAGGAUUCAAUGUGCUGUACAAUUCUUCAUGA
Rhopalosiphum maidis (corn leaf aphid) is the source of this 357-nucleotide messenger RNA. RefSeq lists its product as uncharacterized. The transcript has 2 exons. NCBI's taxonomy places the organism in Eukaryota, Metazoa, Arthropoda, Insecta, Hemiptera, Aphididae. Gene Ontology annotation, biological process: sensory perception of smell. Bases 1 to 357 code for a protein of 118 amino acids. Gene Ontology annotation, molecular function: odorant binding; olfactory receptor activity. The record is from RefSeq and is a predicted model, not a curated record. Gene Ontology annotation, cellular component: membrane.